AUGGGCGCUGCUGAGUCCGAGCCGGUCGCUGGCCCGCACGAGCGCAACGUGCAUGCCGUGGAUGGCACCGUCCUUCCCAGCAAACUCUUCACCGUUGAGGAGGGCCUUGGGUCUGCAUCUCGGCCUACGGUGUUCACCUUCCUCCAUGGGCUGGGUGAGAGGAUGAGCGACUACGAUGAAACAGCGAAGUCUACGAACAUGCAGAAGGUGCUACAGGCAAUGCCAGAGAACAGCGCAAGGCCUCGGAUCGUCCUCUUUGAUGCUCGAGGUCAUGGCACAAGCACUGGUUGGGAAAGAGGAGGGCCACAUCAAUUUCAUUGGCGCUGCUUGGGUGCGGACAUGCUUCAUGUCGCCGCAGCACACACUGAACAGCCGUGGGAUCCAAGCUACAUUUUCGGAGGAUGCAGCAUGGGUGCAGCAGCUGCUGUUUGGGCAGCUCUCCUUUCUCCGAGAAAGAUUCGUGGACUGGUUCUAUACCUUGUUCCUACUAUGUGGGCCGGAAGACAGGCCAGGCGAGGUGUGCUGGAAGCAAAGGCGGCCUCGGUUCGCGAGACCGAUCCCGUCAAGUACGAUGUCAUGCUCGGUGCCGCCAGAGCUGACUUCCCCCCUCGGGACGACAUGCAAAGACUCGCUGAGACCGGGGUCCCUGUGCUAGUCGUGAAUGCGCGCGACGAUCCGAUCCACCCAAUGAGCUCAGCUGAAGCCGUGAAGGAGAUCUUCGGCCAAAGCGCUACACUCGUUGUCGUCGACAAGGUCCAGGAUGCUCCCAGCAAGUUCACGGAGGAGCUUGUGAAGUGGCUCGCGGCUUUGCCAGGCUGUGGCCCUCUGCUGGAAGUAGUUCAACACUUCGUCGUGGGAGCACUGGAGGAAUGGUCCUUUUGCCGCUGCCGUCCGGGGGCGUCCAUGGCGGGAGCGCGUGAACAACUGAAGCAAAUUGCGGAGACGGCUUCGUUGGAGCACCUCCAGCAGCUGCUGGCAUAUGCUGUGGAACUCGGUAUUCGGGCAGACGAGGGGGCAGACGAAGGUCAGCAGGUUGUGGAUAUUCGAGUUCUCUACCCGUCUGGUGAAGUCGUCUUGAACGAGUCACUUCCUGGCAGAAUGACGGUCGGUGCUUUGUUGCUGCGCCUGGGCUCCCAGAGCGAGGCAGCAGGAAGAAUGUCUUUGCUUCUUGGGACCGAUGUGCUGAAACGAGAUUCAAGGCUUGCGGACUUGAACCUCACCGCUCAGGAUUGCCUGUACCUUCUGAGGAGAACCACAGGCACAUACACAGAAUGGAAGCCUGUCGGCACUGGAGAAGCGCAGCAUGACCACGUCGCAAAGUGUGUCAUCUUGGGCGGGGCAGGCGUGGGAAAGACAGCACUGCUGCGUGCACUGUGCAGUGAGGCAUUCUUAGACGACAUCCAACCUACGAUCGGCAUCGACUUCAAGAUUGUCCACCGGAAAUCCGAGGACGGAAUCAAGUUGAAAGUGCAGCUGUGGGACACCGCAGGACAACCCCGAUUCCGACCCAUUGCGAAGAGCUAUAUGCGUGGUGCAUGUGGCUUCCUCGCCGUGUUCUCUCUCUGCAAUCACCAGUCGCUGCAGGAUCUUUUUGAGCUUCUCGAGGCUGCAGAGGAAAACAAUCGCGAAGCGUGCCGCUGCAUCUGCCUGGUCGGAACACACGCAGACAGUCCCAAUCCGGCAGUGACAGAAGAAGAGAUCCUCCAGUUCGCGAGGGAUAAGAACUAUCAGUACUUUGCAGUGUCAAACAAGACGGGGCAAGGUAUUGAUCAGCCUUUCUCUGCUUGGCUGGAUUCCUACCUUCAGGUGGUGGCUCACUAG
This is a messenger RNA of Symbiodinium sp. CCMP2456, 1821 nucleotides long. NCBI's taxonomy places the organism in Eukaryota, Dinophyceae, Suessiales, Symbiodiniaceae. The record is from the annotation of a GenBank genome assembly.